CAGCCUCCUGAGUGCUGGGAUAUUAGGCUGUGCUACUAUAGCCAUCCUUAACAGAUUCGCUUUUACAUGUAAGAAAAAUAAUGACUUUUUUCAUUGUCAUAAGCUAUGUGUUCUCUUUACGUUUGAGUCAUUACUAUGUGAUCUCAUGUCAGGAUCCCUUUUUUCCACCCCCUGAGAUUUGUCCAAGCAUUCACUGACACAUUUCUUGUGAAUUUAGUUUGUAGGGUGCUGAUAGGUACCAAAAAGAAAAGAAAAGCAUCAGAGUAAAGUGUUAGAUACCUUCUUAUAUUUUAAGUUUGGUUUAAAAAGAUUCAUUUGUGUUUGGUAUUUAAGUUUUGGAUAUUAACUGAACCUCAAAAAUUUUUUUUCCUUUAUAUGUAUUUCUGCAUGAUCGUAGGAGUCUAUCCUGAAUUUAGAUCUACAUUUUGGGAGCUUAUUUUAGAAAAGAUCUAAGUUUUAAAAAUUCUGAAUGGACAGACAGAGAAAAGAGGGUCUUUGCCAACUCCUUUGGACUGCUGCAGUCAGAAUGUCUUUCCCCCCUCACUUGAAUCGCCCUCCCAUGGGAAUCCCAGCACUUCCCCCGGGGAUCCCACCUCCACAGUUUCCAGGCUUCCCUCCGCCAGUGCCUCCUGGGACACCAAUGAUUCCUGUACCAAUGAGCAUUAUGGCUCCUGCUCCAACUGUCCUAGUACCUACUGUGUCCAUGGUUGGAAAGCAUUUGGGAGCAAGAAAGGAUCAUCCAGGCUUAAAGGCUAAAGAGAAUGAUGAGAACUGUGGUCCUACUACUACGGUUUUUGUGGGAAACAUUUCCGAGAAAGCCUCAGAUAUGCUCAUACGACAGCUCUUAGCCAAAUGUGGUUUGGUUUUGAGCUGGAAGAGAGUACAAGGUGCUUCUGGAAAACUUCAAGCUUUUGGAUUCUGUGAGUAUAAGGAGCCUGAAUCUACCCUCCGUGCACUCAGAUUAUUACAUGACCUUCAGAUUGGAGAGAAGAAGCUACUUGUGAAAGUUGAUGCCAAAACAAAGGCACAGCUGGAUGAGUGGAAAGCAAAAAAGAAAGCUUCUAACGGGAAUGCCAGGCCCGAAACCGUUGCUAAUGAUGACGAAGAAGCUUUAGAUGAAGAGACAAAAAGAAGAGACCAGAUGAUUAAAGGGGCCAUUGAAGUUCUCAUCCGAGAGUACUCCAGCGAGCUGAAUGCCCCCUCACAGGAGUCUGACUCUCAUCCCAGGAAGAAGAAGAAGGAAAAGAAGGAGGACAUUUUCCGCAGAUUUCCAGUUGCCCCACUGAUCCCUUACCCGCUCAUCGCUAAGGUUCGUUUAAACGAGGAUAUAAAUGCUAUAGAAAUGGAAGAGGACAAAAGAGACCUGAUAUCUCGAGAGAUCAGCAAAUUCAGAGACACACACAAGAAACUGGAAGAAGAGAAAGGCAAAAAGGAAAAAGAAAGACAGGAAAUUGAGAAAGAACGGAGAGAAAGAGAGAGGGAGCGUGAAAGGGAACGAGAAAGGCGAGAACGGGAACGAGAAAGGGAAAGAGAACGUGAACGAGAAAAGGAGAAGGAACGGGAGCGGGAACGAGAACGGGAUAGGGACCGUGACCGGACGAAGGAGAGAGAUCGGGACCGCGAUCGGGAGAGAGAUCGGGACCGUGAUCGAGAAAGGAGCUCAGAUCGAAAUAAGGAUCGGAGUCGAUCAAGAGAAAAGAGCAGAGACCGUGAAAGGGAACGAGAGCGAGAAAGAGAGAGAGAGCGAGAAAGGGAACGCGAAAGAGAACGUGAGCGUGAGAGAGAGCGCGAGAGGGAACGAGAGCGUGAAAGAGAGAAAGACAAGAAACGAGACCGAGAAGAGGAUGAGGAAGAUGCAUAUGAACGAAGAAAACUUGAAAGGAAGCUCCGAGAGAAAGAAGCUGCUUAUCAGGAGAGACUUAAAAAUUGGGAAAUCAGAGAACGAAAGAAAACUCGGGAAUAUGAGAAGGAGGCUGAAAGAGAAGAAGAAAGAAGGAGAGAAAUGGCUAAAGAGGCUAAACGACUGAAAGAAUUCUUGGAAGAUUAUGAUGAUGAUAGAGAUGAUCCCAAAUACUACAGGGGGAGUGCUCUUCAGAAAAGGUUGCGUGAUAGAGAAAAGGAAAUGGAAGCAGAUGAACGGGAUAGGAAGAGAGAAAAGGAAGAGCUUGAGGAAAUCAGGCAACGCCUUCUGGCAGAAGGGCACCCAGAUCCAGAUGCAGAGCUCCAGAGGAUGGAACAAGAGGCGGAGAGGCGCAGACAGCCACAAAUAAAGCAGGAGCCAGAAUCAGAGGAAGAAGAAGAAGAAAAGCAAGAAAAGGAAGAAAAACGAGAAGAACCUAUGGAAGAAGAAGAAGAGCCUGAGCAAAAGCCUUGUCUGAAACCCACUCUGCGGCCCAUCAGCUCUGCCCCAUCUGUUUCUUCUGCCAGUGGCAAUGCAACGCCCAAUACUCCUGGGGACGAGUCUCCCUGCGGUAUUAUUAUUCCUCAUGAAAACUCACCAGAUCAACAGCAGCCCGAGGAACAUAGGCCAAAAAUAGGAUUAAGUCUUAAACUGGGUGCGUCUAAUAGUCCCGGUCAGCCUAAUUCUGUGAAAAGGAAGAAGCUACCUGUAGAUAGUGUCUUUAACAAAUUCGAGGAUGAAGAUAGUGAUGAUGUGCCGCGAAAAAGGAAACUGGUUCCAUUGGAUUAUGGUGAAGAUGAUAAAAAUGCUGCCAAGGGCACUGUGAACACUGAAGAAAAGCGCAAACACAUAAAGAGUCUUAUCGAGAAAAUCCCAACAGCCAAACCUGAGCUCUUUGCUUAUCCUCUGGAUUGGUCUAUUGUGGAUUCUAUACUAAUGGAACGACGAAUUAGACCAUGGAUUAAUAAGAAAAUCAUAGAAUACAUAGGUGAAGAAGAAGCUACAUUAGUUGAUUUUGUUUGUUCAAAGGUUAUGGCGCAUAGUUCACCUCAGAGUAUUUUAGAUGAUGUUGCCAUGGUACUUGAUGAAGAAGCAGAAGUUUUUAUAGUAAAAAUGUGGAGAUUAUUGAUAUAUGAAACAGAAGCCAAGAAAAUUGGUCUUGUGAAGUAAAAAACUCUUUUUACACUUAGGGUUCCAUUUCAGAUAUCUUAUUUCUCAUCCUUUAAAGGACUUUGAAUUUUUCUUUGUCUUCAAAGACAUUUGUGAGAUCUGUAAUUUUUUUAAAUGUAGAAAAUGUGAAAUUUUUUUUGGUCCUCUUAAUUUGUCAAUGACCUAUGUACUUUCUUGGUUGUAAAGUCAUCUGAAUCUUUGGUUGUCUUUAUACUUGCCAGGUACAGAUUACUGGUAUGUUUUAUAAGCUGCAGCUACUGUACACAGCCUAUCUGAUAUAAUCUUGUUCUGCUGAUUUGUUCCUUGUAAAUAUUAAAAUGACUCCCCAAUUCUUUUGCAGAAUUUCACUUACUAUUGACUUGUACUGUAUAGGAAACAACAUGAAUGAUUUUAGUUGGAAGAGUACCAUUCAUAUCUACUAGUACUUCUUCCCCCUUGGAUCAGAAAUGGCAAGCCCUCAUGAGGCAUGGAAGCUAAAAUUAGAAUGCAAAACUUAGCAGACAAUCUGUUCCUACAGUAUGUAUCUGUAUGAAUGUGUUUGUGUGAAUGUAUGUACAAAAAGUAUUCCCUAAUUUACUUACAGAAGCAUAAAAGAAAACUGAUACUGUAUGAAUCCAAAUGUCUGGUAUAAUUAGGUUAUUAUCUACUAAACAGGGGGUUUCCUUAUUGAUAGCUGGCUGUUUCACCUUCCAUUGUACUAGAGAAUAGAUCAUGGUGACCUUCCUCUCCACAGUGCCCUGUUUUCAUUGCUCAGAAAUGAGGAAGAUGAUAAAAUUUUGGAAAGUUUAAUUUUGCGCUAGCUGGUCCUCAGUUAAAAAAAAAAAUCUUCAAACUAAGAACAUUUGGAAAGAAAUAUGGCUUGAAAUGUAGCUUAGUUGUAGAGCUCAUGCUUUGUAUGCUGGAGGCUCCCUAGGUUCAAUUGCCAGCACCAAAAAUUUAAAAAAGACAAAAUAUAAAAUUAGGCAAGUUGACAGUCUAGGAGAGUUUGACAAAACACAGUAAGAAUUUAGUAUGGCAAUUUACAAAGUUUACACCUUAUAUCCAGAGAUGAGUCAUUCGAGGCAGUUACACUACACCAACCACUAAUUUGUACCUAUUUUCAUCAAAGUUUAUACUGAUACGUUUAGAGAUAUACCUGUGGGUUUUUAAAAUUGUGGAUCAGAGUGUCAGCAGGGAGCAAAGUUUGCCUGCAAAUGUAACAAGUUUUAAACAGUUCUUAACACAAAUAAGGUGCAGUUAUUUCCAUGUCUAUUUAUUUGAAAAGAAGAUAAAGUUUGGUCUGUUAGAAAAGCAUAAUUGUGAAAUUGAGUUAACGAGAUUUUUUUACUUCUUAAGAGGACACUUCAAAACACUGUUCUUAACACCGAACCAUGGUAUGGUUCCAUUAUGUAAAUAUUUCACAUAUUAAAAAUGUAUAUAUUUGAUCUUGGGAGACUCAGAAUUCUUUCAGAGUCUUGUAAAUAAAUGGCAUCAUGUUGUAAUUCUUUAGUGCAUACUAGAAAACUUAGCUUGAAAAUAUGGGCUCAGUGUUUUAGUGGACUUGAUUUUUAUGACUUGGUGUCAGAAGGUCAAAGAGGCCACUUAUUUAUGUUGGAUGAAUCUAAUGUACAUCUUAUAAAAAUAACUAUGUAGUGUUAAAGUAUUCCAAAUUUUGGUAUGUCAAGGGAAUAUUUGAGAAUGAUGUCCCUUGCCAUUUGCACACUUGCUUACUACCCUUAGAUUUAUCCUCCCUCCAGCCUGAGACUUUUGUCCUCCUGUCUUACUUUGCCUUCCUGUCUUGGAAUACUGUGUAGUUGCUGCUUCUGCGGUAUCAUUUUAGGUUCUUUUUUUUUUUAGUCAAUAUUAGCAUGAAAGCUUGGACACAUAGAUUUAAUUUAUCUUACUGAUAUCUUCUCCAGCUCUUGCAUCUUAUUCUUAUCUUAAAGUGUCUUUCUAAAAACUAGAGAUGUCACUUACCUGAAGUCCCUACUCCCUAUAGGAGUAGAUAGAUACCCUUUUUAUUCUGCAGAACACCUCCAGUGAGGUUUAUGUGAACAAUCCAAAAUUCGUAGAUCAACAUUUCUUUACCAGAGCAGGAAUCAUUAUGGUAAGUGGAUUAAAAACCACUAAAUUAAUAGCCUAAUGCUAGUUCAAAUCAAAUUUUACCACUAAGCUUCAUACAUAAAACCUUGUUUUUGUUUCUUGUCUUUCACAGUUACAUAUAAAGAAUUGGACAUGUGUAAAGUAGCAUAUUCUAGUGUUUGGGAAAAUAGGUGUGAAAUAUUUCUGAUUCCUGGAACUUUCUUUUCCAUAAGUGUGUACGUUAAUUUCAGCUUGGAAACCUUAUGUUAUUUCAUAUUGUCAAUUGAAAUUGUUACAAAAGUACAUGAAAGUCUUAACAGUUUUGAUCAGGCAGUGAAAACACUAAAUUUUUUUUUUUUUCACUUGCCCCUAAAACUUACUUUAGGUAUAUACAUCUGUGUACAAGAGAUGAAUGGUAAGUGAAAUGUUUGAGGUAGUUUUUCUCGAACUUUAAUGUGUGCCUGAGUCACCUGGACUCUGAUUAGGUGGCUGGGCCUGUUAUUAUCCCUGGUAGUCAAGAGGCCAGCUGGUUAGCACUUUAACUACUCAGUAUUAUUUUAUCCUAACAGAAAACACAGAUGCAACUUAUUUUUCUUUUUAAGUAUAUUGUAAAGAAAACCUUACAGAGCAAGUACUAUGUACUUGAAUCUUCUUAUGGACAUCAAGAAAUCUUCCAGACCGAUGCCUGAGAACCACUCUAAUAUUCUAGGCUUUAUCUCAGCUGACCCCUGGGGAGGUUCCCUUUAGAUUUUUUUCAUAGUGCUUUCUGUAAAACUGUAAUAGUAUAUAAUGCUGUUUCAAGUAUUAAGCUUCAUUACCAGCUCUGGCAGACAAAUUGAAAAAGUUUGUGGGCUUGAGAGUCAGAUUGUACUAUGAUUUUUUUUUCUUUCAUAUGUAUGAAAGGAAAAGAAUUUAAAGCAUAAAUGUACUCUUAUUUACCCAACUCUUGCGAAUAAUUAUUAGUUCUAUGAAUGUCCCCAAUUAAUACCCUAAAAACUGAUGCAAGGUUUUAUGUCAGAAUGUUUUCAGGUUUUUCUGGGUUAUAUUUCAGCUUUCUAUUAAUAGUAUGAAGUUGAGAAAUAGCUUUGCUCAGUGAAAUGAUGGUGAAAAUGAUUGGUGAAUAUCACUGAGAAUAGUAGAAGUCUCAAACAGACCAAAAAAUAAAACCACCAGUCUGGGUGUCAAGAAGACUCAUAUUAAACCCAAGAGCUUGAAAUACUACAUUUCUAUUGUAGACCAAAGUGAGCUUACAAUUUUUUGAUAAGCUGGUUUGAUUAUUUUGGAAAUGUGAUUAUUGUAAAUUGAAAUAUUUAUGUUUGCUGAUUUGCAUUUCAUUUUAUUACUUGAGUCACAAAAACCAAAUUAGGAAUGACAGUCAAAAUGCCCAGGAAAAGGCAAUAAUUUCUAUAAACAAAAAUGAAUAAAAAUUCUUUUCAAUCUAUGUUGUUUGAAUUAAAUGACACUUUAGAGUUUGUCUAUUCUGCCACAUUACGUAUUAGAUUGACGACUUAGAUUCUCGUGAACAAAAUGGGACUGAGUUGUUAACCCAUUUACGGUGAAGGUUGCAAUUUUUUUUUAUUUUUGCAUAAAAUUCAUACAUUACCUAGAAAAAUUCAAGAAACAAGAAUUUGAUAGUCCUACCGUGAUUGAACCUGUUAAAAAUCGCUCUUACUGUUAGAUAUUUUUAUAUAUUUUCAUUCAGUGAACGUUUUACACUACAGUACGUAAGUGCCAUUUGUGUUAUAAGCUAAGUGGAGGAGACAUGAGAUUCUCUUAGUUGGUGAUCAUUUAAGAGUUCCCCCCGAAAAAAACAAGGAAUACUUAAGCAUCAGUGUCUGUGUACAAAGUGCUCUAUGAAUUACCAAGUUUGAUCAGUUGAGUUCAAAGUCCAGGGGAACCGGUGAUAUAAUUCAUUGUUACAGCGCCUGACUGGCAAGUGCGAGGUCAUGAGUUUGAUUCCUGGUACUAAAUAAAAAAGUCAAGGGGAAGGGGCCAGUAGGAACAUUUUCACAGAUGUGGUAUAUAUAGAAGGGACCUGAAAGAAUACCUGGUCCGUUCUGCCCAGUGCAGUAACUGCAAAGUUCCUGCAGAUGAUUGUCUAGAGGCCUGUAAUUGGGAUUCUGACUCAUGGCCUAACUCUGCUUUCUCAAGCAGAGCUCACUAAUGACGAACACUCAUUUCCUAAUGAAGCUUUUAAGCUCAGUUCCUGUAGCCAUGCCAGCGGUACUCUGUGUUCAGAAGUGUAUCAGAUACUCAGUCGUUGGUUGCACUGUUUGCAUGGUGUGUGCGCAGUCGCCCUAUAGCUAGUGACUGCUGGAGGAAAAAUUAGUGAACGCUUUAUAGCGUAGAGGCCAAAAACUGAAGGUUUAUUAUUUUUCUGUUGGUUUUACUGUUUUGGUAAGUGAACCCAGCGGAAGAGACGUGACUGUCGCUGUGGGUAGAAAAGUGUGGAUACUGAAAUUUUUAAAAGUAUGUUAUUGAGGUAAGUUUUUAAAUAAGGGGGUCCAAGUUCUUGUAAAGAAGAAAAUUAGAUAUAGUACAACAGUGACAAAUAGCCAAAAUCUAAGGCUAGAAAAACUGGAGGAUUAAGGAAGCAGUCUGUGAUCUUAAGCAGUCUAGGUGAAUUGAAAUGUCAGAGCUAAAAAGAUGGGAUUCGGCCAAGCAUCGAACCCUAUGAAAAUGAAUACUUAACUGUAUAUUCCUGGCAGAUCACUUUGCUCUGAAAGUGUUAAUAAAUUGCAUUACCUUGAAA
Chinchilla lanigera (long-tailed chinchilla) is the source of this 7883-nucleotide messenger RNA. It is a transcript of the gene Rbm25, whose product is annotated as RNA binding motif protein 25. Bases 470 to 3070 code for a protein of 866 amino acids. The record is from RefSeq and is a predicted model, not a curated record. Gene Ontology annotation, molecular function: mRNA binding. Lineage: Eukaryota; Metazoa; Chordata; Mammalia; Rodentia; Chinchillidae. Gene Ontology annotation, cellular component: spliceosomal complex. Gene Ontology annotation, biological process: regulation of alternative mRNA splicing, via spliceosome; mRNA processing. The transcript is spliced from 19 exons.